Penicillium crustosum is the source of this 714-nucleotide messenger RNA. RefSeq lists its product as uncharacterized. The transcript has a single exon. The coding region runs from base 1 to 714 and encodes 237 amino acids. The record is from RefSeq and is a predicted model, not a curated record. Lineage: Eukaryota; Fungi; Ascomycota; Eurotiomycetes; Eurotiales; Aspergillaceae.
AUGGAGAUCCCACAAGAACACCAGUCCGAACAACCCACUCCAACUCCUACGAUAUCUCGACUCUACACAAUACCCGCUGAGAUACGUUUGAAAAUCUUGGCCUUCUGUAUCCCCCGAAAAUGUGCUAUCAAAGUCACAAACAAGAUGUUCCGGCCCUAUGGGGUCGAACCUGUGGUUUCAACGCGUGACCUGUCCCUCGAAGACAGAUUCUCCAACACCACUCCUCUCUGGACAAACGUUUUACAUGUUUCCAAACGAAUGAGUGACGAAUGCUUGAACAUCCUUUAUGGUGAGAACUUGUUUGAACUCUACCUUGACAGAGGAGCUGAAGCUACGCUCAAGAAAACAUUCACCAAAGAGAAUCUCCAGCGCAUCCGACUUAUUCUCGUCAUUACCCCCAGCCCAUAUCACAGCGGGGAACUGAACCCACCCGAUAUUCCUUUCUGGGCCACGAUGAUCCCAUGUCUGAAGGUGUUUGGAUGGGCGACCCAGCCAGACAAGAGAACUGAGCAGAAUACGAGCAUUUCUACGAUGGAGCAAGGGUUGGAGGGCUGGAUGGAGUGGACGGAUGCCUACUUGGACUGUUUCGGUGAAUUUCUGGUGCCCGGGCUGGAGUUCAAAAUGAGAAUUGGCAAUGAAGACGGUGAAUACAGGAAGAUUGGGAGGCUUACUUUCCGGCGAGGACCUUUCGUCAAGAAGACGGGUGGAGACUGA